Prorocentrum cordatum is the source of this 6810-nucleotide messenger RNA. NCBI's taxonomy places the organism in Eukaryota, Dinophyceae, Prorocentrales, Prorocentraceae. The record is from the annotation of a GenBank genome assembly.
AUGGCGAGGCGGCCAAGAAAGGGCGCCGGAGGCAAGAAAGAGCUCAAUGCCCCUGGCCUGGUAGAAGCAGGGCACCUUCUGCAGUGCAGCGGCUGCAAGGAUCGCCUCCCGUAUGACAUGUUCCACAAGAAGCAGCAGAAGGCGAGCUUGACAGAACGCUCUUGCAAGAAGUGCCUGGAACAGGCCGAGCAGAGGCUGCGGAUGGCCAAAUGCACGCGCUGCGAGCAGGAGUUGGACAGAGAGAGCUUCAACAAGAGGGUCGAUUGGGACGCACCAGUGUGCAAGGUCUGCCUGGAGGAACAAGACCGCCUCGCCUACGAGGCCGCGACGGAGCAGUGGAACAAGCAGAUGGAGCAGAAGUGGCUCGAGCAGGAGAGCAUGGACGAGGAGGCGCUCCAGGGGCAGUUCAACGAGCUGCUGCGGCGGGGCGCUUCCAUACCCCCCUCGCACGCAGAGGCGUCACUCCCAGCGGCGGCUCAGCGGCUGUGGGAGCUCGCGGCUUGCUGGGCCGAGCGCAUCGCAGAGAGGGUGGAGCGCGAGAUGAAGCCGGGCAGCAAGUUGCACCACUUCAAGCAUCCAGCUGCCUCUGGCAUAUUCUGCCACCGCGCCACGAGCGUUCCAGCACGCCACGUCCGUGCAGACACGGCGGCGGACUGGUGCGUGGAAACGCCCUCGCGGGACCACGCCUCAGACAAAGUUGCCGCGGACAAGUUCAAGGCUCUGGAAGACGAGGGGGACCGACUCGUCUACGCCUUCACAGACCGGAUCGUCCAGAGACACAUUGCCCACGAAGAACGCAGGACGAUCGCCGUGAGGGACUUGCUGGAGCAGACCCACGAGAGCAGAAGCGGGCGCUCCUGUGUCAUGGGGCGCCGGGUGGUGGUGUCACUCCGGCCUGUCCAGCCCGGGCGCUGGCCAGAAGGGCACGGGCUCCGCGAGGACCCGGCGGAGAGCGGGCUGCCAGGCGACUCGGGCAGCAGGUUCAUGCAGCUGGACGGCGAGACGCGCUCCGUUUUGGGCCAGCUGCUCUCUGCGAAGAGCCAGGUGGAGUUGAAGCUGGUCGAUAAGGAGUUCUGGUACGGGCUGGAGGAGCACAACUACGGCAGCGAGGGCGCCAGCGACAGAGGCUCGCACAACCAGAUCCUCAGCAGCUACGCCCGCGUCUGCGGCGGCGCUGGCCAGGGCGCCAACCGCACCGAGACCAUGAACCUCGUGGCGGAUCUCUUGGGCUUCAACGACGAGUUCAGGGCCGACACGCAGUGGGCAAAGAAGAAGGAGGCGAAUGUGGCAGAGGCGCUCGUUGGUGCCUUGGAGGCGGCGGAGCUUAGUGAGUUGGCGCUGGCCGCUGUGACAUUGUGUUUCGUGUGCUCCGUUGUGUGGCCACAGGGGGUGCUUCCAUCUAAUUGGUACAUGGCCGAGAAGGUGCUCAUCCAGCUGCCUCCGGCAAAUCCGCCGCUGUGCUACGGGCCAGGAAAAGGGGAGGCGACCACCACGACGAUCACCACGUCCAAGCCAUACGAUUGCGCAGAGGGUUUCUCGCAGUGGACGACGCAGUGGCCGGACGACAAGAGGAAGUGGUGUUGCGUCUACGAGAACAAGGCUUGCGAGGAUGUUUCAGCGGCUUCUGAGAUUGAGGAGGGCUGGUCGGCCGAGAAGAGGGAGUGGUGCUGCCUCAGGCACGAGAAGGGCUGCAACACAGCGAAGAGUCUAGCGCCCUUGUACGACUGCACAGAGGCCCGCGUCACAAAAGCGAACGAGACGCAGGAGCAGUGGCCAGAUAUCCAGAAGGCGUGGUGCUGCAAGGCGUUCCGUGUGGCAUGCCCGAAGAUACUCCAGGCCGUCACCAGGGAGAGGACGGUGCUGGCCGUGGUUUUGGGCGCGCUGGCGGUGGUCAUCGCGGCCCUGGCGCCGCCGCCCCUGCUGGUCACCCGCGUCGAGAGCAGGACAUGGUCUCCACGGUCGCUGAUCAGCCUGAUCUCCAUGCACCAGUCGCUGCUCCCGCUCAUGACCGACCACCCGCUGCUUCACCGCGCCCUGAAGCUGAACCCGACCCUUGGCAAGUUCCUGGUGGCACUGCUGGACGGCUGCCUGCAGCAGGCCUCUGCGGCGCUGGCGGAGACGUCUCGGGUGCAGCUCGCCUCCUGCCAGGCUCAGCUGGUGGGGAUGUUCCAGGUGCAGCAGGAGCACGUCGCCAAGACGCUCGCGGUGCAUGCCCGCGACGUCGCCAAGGUCGGCGAGCGCGCGGACGCCCUCGCGGAGGAGCAGCGCCGCAUGCGAGCCCAGAUCAGCGACAUCGAGAAGACGCUCGCCAUGGCCGAGAAAGAGAUCCCGAUCAUCGACUUCCAGUUGGUUGGCCCUGCCCAACUUCGCGCUGGAAUUGCCGACUGGCUCACGGCUGCUGGCCUCGACAACAACAUGGUCCGCCUCGACGUCAACGUCCCCAGCAAGCGCUUCAACGUGGUCGUGGAGGGCGGCCUGGACGUCGCCAUACCGCGUGCCCAAGCGUUGGCUCGACACCUUCGCAACCCCGCGACUCCCAAUGGUUGGCGUACAUUCCAGUGCCAAGCGGUGGGUGGUGGGAUCGUCCCGCUCUACGUUUCUCCUGAUAAAUUGCCUCAACAAGUUCGUAUGGAAAUUCAGACGCGGCGGCUCGCCAACAUCCUUGGCGACGCGGUCCCCGGCCACGCCUUCAGUGCCCAGCGCGCUCGUGGCAUCAUCACCUCCCAGGGCGCCAGGCUGGCAAAGCUCGAGAUUGGUGAGCGACGUGAGGUGGACACCACCAUUCGUUGGAACAUGGGCAUGGCUUCCCGACUGGCCAUCGACAGGGAUGCGAUCGCCGAGCAGUUCAAUCAGGCCUUCUCGCUCGAGGACCGCACGGAGUGGGGCCUGCUGCACUCGAACCCUCGGAUGCGACGGCGCAAGGUCGCGUUCCUGAGCUCCCACAUGCGCGCGGGCGCCGUGAUCCUGAUCCAAGAAGUCCACGGCUCCGAAGACGCGCUGAAGGUCUUCUGCCAGCGGCAGCCGCAGCGCGACCUCUUUUCCCUGACAGCAGGCCCCCCCCCCCGGCGCGGGUGGCGUUGCCUCCCUGGUCCCGCAGUUGGCGGCGCAGCCCCCUCGUGCGCGGCUCGCGCCCUCUCCUUCGACAUCGUGGUGCCUGGACGGGUCGCGCUCCUCAGUGUCUCCGACCCCCUGGCGCAGCGCAGCAGGAAGAUCCUGAAUGCGCACAACUUCGACCUCUCGGCUGACGACUUCGCGGCGGCGGAGCAGUCCUGGAGAGAUGGCCUCGCCUGGGCCGCGGGCAAUCACCUGAGGCCCAUCUUCAUCGGCGCGGGCGACUUCAACAUCGCGGGCCGACCAACGGUCUCCCAACGUUAUCCUGCUGCUGGUGGGGCCUGGCGUUUGCGCCCCGAUCAACGGUGCCAACUCCGUCAACCUGCUUGGCGGCGUCUCUCCGGCGCGGCGCUGGAGGUCGAGGCGCAGUGGCCCACCCGCUACGACAAGGCCAGCCAGCAGCUCUCGGUGAUUGACCGCAUCUUCCUGGGGAUCGACGCGCAUGCGAUGAUCUCUGUGUCUGCGCGCCUCACGACUGCCUGCGGCGCGAUGGAGAUGUCGGAGCGCGGCCUCAGUGACCAUGCACCUCUCGUGCUGCAGAUCGAGAUGGCCAGGCACGUUCCGCGCGAGGAGCAGGCGAUCCCCUCGCACCUCUUCUUCCACCCGAAGUACCGUGAGAUGUUCUCGUUGAUGGUGGCGAAUUGUGACCUGGAAAUGGCGACUGUCGAGGGCCGUUGGCGCGCCACCAAAACCUGCAUGAAGCUCGCAUCUCGACGGGUGCGAGAUGGGCAGCUCCGCGCCACUUCCUCCCUGAAGGUCAAGGACGGCAACGCCGAGACCACGCGCAUGGGCUUCAAGACGGCGGCGCGGGCCCUCUGGCGUCAAGACGCUCCCCUGGCGGCCCGCCUGCUGGCAUCGUGUCCUGCCCUGGCCUCCCACCUGCUCAUCGACCGCGGUGCAGAGGGCGUGGCGGACUCCAGGGCCUUCGGCGACACCUUCGACGCGGUCGCCGCGAUGGUGCAUGCCUUGCGCAGGCAGGCGGCGGAGGCUGCCGCGCGGCGCGCCAGCGACCGCGGCGGCCCCGCCUGGCGUCGGGCGGAGCGCAGGGCUGCGCCUCGACUCCGCGCCCUGCGCCUCCGACGAUUCCGAGAAUGUUCCGCCGGCAUUGCGGGCAUGGCGGGCGCGGUGGCCGAGCAUUGGGGCAAGAUCUUCGAGCGCGCGCCGACCGCGGAGCAGAAGCAGCGGCUCUCCGAGUUUCUCGACCGCUACGCCCCGCAGCGCCUUGUGGUGGAGCUACCCCAGCCGUCGCUGCACGCGCUGGAGCGCGCCGCCGCGCGGGCGCCGCCCAGCGCCCCUGGGCCUGACCAGCUGCCCCGCGCUGCCUUGCGGCGCAGCCCCGACGCCCUGCGUCACCCCCAUGCGUUGAUGGAACGGCUCUUCAACGAGGGCGUCGGGCCCCACGACCUCAACUGGUCGAUCUUCCACUGCGCGCCGAAGGGGGCCGAGGUCGAGGGCGCCCUGCGCCCGCGCCGCAUCGACGGUCCGCCAAUGUUGUUGUCCUACAACUUCCGCCAUGCCUUCCCGUCGCUCUUCCACGACCCGCGGUUCGGCGCCCCCCUCGGCCUCCGCAGCGUGGCCUCGGCGCUGUGCUGCAACUGCCUCGCCUUCAGCUCUUUCCGCGCCUCGGGCGCCAGUGCGGCGUUGGAGCCGCUGUUCGCCUUGAGGUGUGGCAUCGCGCAGGGCUGCCCUCUUUCUGGCACGGUCUGGUGCUUGGGCAUGGGGCGCCGCACGGCGUGCGCUGAUGACUUGGGCAUGCUCAUCCGCAACGCCAGGGUCCUCCCGCCCAUAGCCUCGUCUUUCGCUGACAUCGAGUUCGCCUUCAACCUGCAGCUGGCGAUCCACGAGUGCGCGCUGGUGCCGCUCUGGGUUGAGGUCACUCUCAACCUGAUCUGCGAGACCAAGGAGUACCUGGCCGAGCUGGUCCCGCGUUGGAGCGGCUUCCGCAUCGACUCCUCCGACAAGUACUUGGGCACGGGCAUCGGCCCUGGCGUAUCGGAACCAGGCAUCUGGAAGGAUGCGGCGGCGAAGUGUUGGCCCCGCGCCUCGGAGUUGAGUCGCGCUGGCAUGGCGACCAGCCUCGCUGCCAUCGCCUACAACGUGAAAGUGCUCCCCUGCCUCUCCUGCCUGGCCCAGCUCUUCUUCCUCAUCCCCGAGAUCUGGCGGGUCGAGUUCACGCUGCUCCACCGCCUCCUGCGGUUCCCGCCCUCGUCCAUGCGCAAGGCGGACAUUCUCUCCAUGGGCGCGUGGUGCGGCUCCCUUGCGCCGCUGGGCUUGCUCCCGUACUCGGUCGGCGCGCUCCUCCGUGCCGCGGCCAACGCGGUGCGCGACUGGGUGCCCACGUUGCACGCCCUGCACGAUACGGCUGUGGAGCACCUCCCGAUGGCGCGCGUCCUUCUGGGAUCGUGGUGUCCGAGCUGGUGGGCAACCGGGCGCUCCAUCGUUCAGAACUGCGGCCUCGUGAUGGACCUGUUCUCCGCCCUGCCGCAUCCGCGCCCUGUGUUCGACAAGGUGCCCGUCCCAGUGCCGUCGCCCCUCAUCGAUGCUGCCUGUCGCGCCAUGCGCGCCGAGGAGAUGGCGACCGCCCAAGCUGACCCGCCCAGGAAGGUCAAGCGCCAGGCCGUGGCGAUGCGCACUCUCCGCGACGGCUUCUACGCGGACCGCGUCGACCAGCUGAUCGGCCGCCGCCUGCGGCGGCGGGGCCUGGAGGUUCCAGCCGAGAAGCUCCGCGUGCGCUGGCUGGAGCUCCGCGCCGAGCUGCGCGUGGCUCACCCCGCCCGGCUUUGGUCUUGGCUGCGCACCGUCGUCAACGGCUGGAUCACGUCGGGCAGGAUGCGCGUCAUUGCCCCUCGCCCCUGCCUCAUGGGCUGCGACGCGCGGGGCGACCUCUCCCGCUACAUGGUCUGCCCGGUGCUCCGCGGCGCCGUCGCGGCCCCCGCUGAGCCGAGUGAGAUGGGUAGCGGCACCGUGUUCCUUGGGCUCGGCCACCAGCUCGAGCACCGCAUGCGCCCGCACAUGGCCUGCGUCCGCGCCGUCGCGCUGGCCACGCAGCUUUUCCAUAUUCUGAUGUGGCGGGCUGGUUGCAGCCUGCCCAUCCAUGCCGCCGCUGUUGCCGCCUACGCGUGCAGCAUUGCAUCGUUUACAGGUGUGGCCCUGAUUGUCAGCGACCUGUGCCGCCACUGCGCUGCGGGCACGGCGGCGCAGGCGCUGUUCGCCCUGGCGCACGUGCCACUGGUGGGGGCGCUCGGGCUCAUGGCGCUGCCGGAGGCCGAGGUGAGAGAUUACUAUCCCUUCGGCAGCAUACUGGCAGAGCUCGUGAAGGCCGCGCAGCACGCGCUGGCCAGCAGGAUCCCGUGCUUGGCGAGCCCGGCGUCGAGCGCGGUGCUGGCCAUCUACGUCCGCGUCCGCCGCGCGCGGCCCAACUCUACGCCUGACCGCACCCUGUUCGCGGCCCUGCCGCAGGGCCACGAGUGGCCUCGCGAGCGGCUGCGCCGUGCAGCCCCGCGCACGCCCGAAGAGUGGCCCCGCGGCGGGGCCACGGAGCGACGCUGCUGGAAGGCCACGGGUGCCCGCAUCGCGGCCACGCUGCGGACCCCAUGUGAUCUCGUGAGCGGCCCCGGUGUAGGGCUGGCAGGCUUCCAGGCCAAAGUUGAGGCCGUGUCGAGACCUCAGCAGUUCAAAGUAACCUUUGGGACGUGCUGA